CGCAUCCAUCAGAUUCAUCUCAUCCACCAACUGCGUGACCGUGUCUGUCCCCCAUGGGCAUGCAGCGAGUCACCUUAGUCUGCGAGUCGCCCGCCCUCCCCUCUGUCGACAAACACCACCCAGCCCACACACUCACAUAUACACACACACAGAUACCAUGAAUGUGAGUCCGUCUCUCGCCCCUCCCACUGAUCCAUCCAUCCAUCGCCAUACGCCCAACACACAAGCAGCAUGCAGCAUGGCGUAUGUCAUAGUGCGAUAGGUCGGGGCCAGCCGCCGCCACCUCAAGAUGGUGACAGCCAGCACUACAAAAGUAAAGGGACACGCUCCACACACAUAGUGGGGGACAUGCAGCAGACAGACAGACAGACACACAAGUAGGCACAGACACAGACAAGGCACUCACUCAACGGUAACCGUGCCAUGUCGAGAAAAUUGGGUCUCUUGUGCUGCGAAAAUCCCUUGUCUGUCUGUCUGCUUGAGUGUGUUGGUGUUACGUCCCCAUUCCCCCACCGGCAGCACAGCAUAGCACGGCUCACAAAGAGAGCCGCCACAUGCUUUGCUCACACACACUCACGCGACGUAUACACACGACACAGGACUGGCAGGCAGUGAGGCCGCCCGCUUGUGCGUGUGAAUGAGUGACGCUCGACAAACCACCACCAGCCCAGGCAUGCAGCCAGCCAUAUACCCAAACAGAUGGCGAGAGAGAGAGAGAGAGAGAGAGAGAAGGGAAAAGGAGAGAGAGAAGAAGCCGAAGUCGCGCGCAGUGGGUGGGAUGAGCCGGGCAGCGACUCCAGCAGCUACUCAUACACACAGACGGGCAGCCAUCACUUUCUCAGACGAACAUGCCAGACAGCCACCAGCCAGCGACAUGGAAUAGUGGUCGUCUACCACCAUGCCAUGUUCAUGACGAUUUCCGCGAGACAAGGCCGUCGAGAUGGAGCACUUACGCACACGAUUAGAAAAAACACAACCAGUCCUUGCCCCUACCCCAUCUGUGUGUUCUAUGGCUUGUGAAAGGUAGGUCACUGGAUGGUGAUUUGCUUCUUGACGGGCUGGACGGGCUCCUUCUGUGGGCAUGUCACCUUGAGGACGCCGUUGUCGUACUGGGCGGUGAUGGCGGCCUCGUUGGUGUUGGGCAGACGCAGGCAGCGGUGGAACUUGCCCACUUGACGCUCCUAAGACGCACAGACACACAGGCAGACAGAGGGAGGUGUGGUGUGUACCCAUCGAUGGCCAUGUGUGUGAUGUACCUGGUAGAGCCAGCCCUCGCCCUCCUUUUUGUCUUCCUUCUUGCUCUCGCCAGAAAUGCUCAGCAAACCGUCCUGGAAAUCCAACUGAACACAUCACAACACAACACAAGACACACACACACACACAAGGGUGAGGUGAGAGGCCAUGGAUGCCCCCCUCCCUCCCCCUCCCUCCCUCUCUCUGUCGAUCCACAUGCCCACGUCACGUACCUUGAUGUCUUCCUUGGUCAUCCCGGGCAGCUCAGCGGCCACAAUGACAUUGUUGUUGUCGUCGUGCGAUAUGUCCAUCCGCGGCGCCCAGGUCAGCAGCGACGAGAUGCUGCUGGGCGGCCGCUCCUCGCUCACGUGCUGCGCUAUCUGCCCGGUGGCGCCCUCCUGCUCGGCCGGUGUGGUGUCGGUGAGCAUCACGCCCACGCCGGCAGGGCGUCCGCUGAGGCGGCCGACGUCGUUGAAGAGGGAGUCCAUCUGGCGCUGCAUCUGACGCAGCUCACGGCCCAGCGAACGGAAAUCGGCACCUGCAGCCAUCAAACAACACGGAGAGAGAGAGAGGGCACGGCACAUACAGCACACAGGUGAGCAGGCAGACAGACGACGUGAUGUGCCCUGCAUGUGUGUGUGUGUGCGUUACCGAAUGGGUCGUAGCGGAACAUCUUGGCUACUCGCGGCAGUGGUGAGAACUUCGGCUCGACAGGCGCAAAGGGCAAACCGACGAGGAGACGACUUGACAGGCAGAUCGAAGACAGACGGAUGGAUGAGUGGAUGAACAGAUCAGCGUGUCCUCAGACGGCAGGACGGCCUGGGCAGGACGGCUUGGG
This is a messenger RNA of Vitrella brassicaformis, 2071 nucleotides long. NCBI's taxonomy places the organism in Eukaryota, Vitrellaceae. The record is from the annotation of a GenBank genome assembly.